AGGCAUCGGGGCGCGCAGGCCUGAGCUCGGGUGACGCUUUUGGAGAGGGUCAGACGGCGGCCGAGAUAUGCGAGCGGAGGAGCUCUGCGCCCCCGGAGCGCCCCGCGGCCCGGGCACCCACGACGGGACCCAUCGAGCCCGGACCCCGGAGCUGCGCCUGUCCAGCCAGCUGCUGCCCGAGCUCUACGGUUUCGCGGCGCGCGUGCUCUUCUACCUGGCCCCGGUGUACCUCGCCGGCUACCUGGGGCUCAGCGUCACCUGGCUGCUGCUCGGAACCCUGCUGUGGAUGUGGUGGCGCCGGAACCGCCGCGGGAAGCUGGGGCGCCUGGAGGCCGCCUUCGAGUUCCUGAACCACGAGCGCCAGUUCAUCAGCCGCGAGCUGCUGGGCCAGCACCUGCCUGCCUGGAUCCACUUCCCAGAUGUUGAAAGAGUCGAGUGGGCCAACAAGAUCAUCACGCAGAUCUGGCCCUACCUCAGCAUGAUCAUGGAGAACAAGAUCCGGGAGAAACUGGAGCCCAAGAUCCGGGAAAAGAGCACUCACCUGCGGACCUUCACCUUCACCAAGCUCUGCUUUGGACAGAAGUGCCCCCGGGUGAAUGGUGUCAAGGCACACACUGACAAAUGCAACCGGAGGCAGGUGACCCUGGACCUGCAGAUCUGCUACACUGGGGACUGUGAGAUCAGCGUGGAGCUGCAGAAGAUCCGUGCUGGCGUCAAUGGCAUCCAGUUACAGGGCACACUGAGGAUCAUCCUGGAGCCCCUGUUGGUGGACAAACCCUUCGUGGGAGCCGUGACGGUGUUCUUCCUUCAAAAGCCACACCUGCAGAUCAACUGGACGGGCUUGACCAACCUGCUGGACAUGCCAGGCAUCAAUGAGGUGUCAGACAGCCUGCUGGAGGACCUCAUCGCUGCCCACCUGGUGCUGCCCAACCGUGUGACGGUGCCCGUGAAGAAGGGGCUGGAUGUGACCAACCUGCGCUUCCCUUUGCCCUGCGGGGUGAUCAGAGUGCACUUGCUGGAGGCUGAGAAGCUGGCCCAGAAGGACAGCUUCCUGGGGCUCGCAGGCAAGUCAGACCCCUACGCCAAGGUGAGCAUCGGCCUGCAGCACUUCCAGAGCAAGACCGUCUACAGGAACCUGAACCCCACUUGGAAUGAGGUCUUUGAGUUCAUGGUAUAUGAAGUGCCUGGGCAGGACCUGGAGGUGGACCUCUAUGACGAGGACACUGACAAGGAUGACUUCCUGGGCAGCCUGCAGAUCUGCCUCGGAGACGUCAUGAGCAACAGAGUGGUGGACGAGUGGUUUGUGCUGAACGACACCACCAGCGGGCGGCUGCACCUGCGCCUAGAGUGGCUGUCGCUGCUCACUGACCAGGACGCAAUGGCGGAGGAGCACGGUGACCUCUCCACUGCCAUCCUCGUGGUCUUCUUAGAGAACGCCUGCAACCUGCCCAGGAACCCUUUUGACUACCUGAAUGGUGAAUAUCGAGCCAAAAAACUCCCCAGGUCUGCCAGAAAUAAGGUCAGCAGAGACCCUUCCUCCUAUGUCAAGCUGUCUGUAGGCAAGAAGACCUAUACAAGUAAGACCUGUCCCCACAGCAAGGACCCGGUGUGGAGCCAGGCAUUCUCCUUCUUUGUACACAGCGUGGCAGCCGAGCAGCUAUGCCUGGAGGUGCUGGAUGAUAACCAGGAGUGUGCUCUGGGCGUGUUGGAGUUCCCCCUGUGCCAGAUCCUCCCCUGUGCCGACCUCACCCUGGAGCAGCGCUUCCAGCUGGACCGCUCAGGCCUGGACAGCCUCAUCUCCAUGAGACUGGUGCUGCGGUUCUUGCGCGUGGAGGAACGAGAGCUGGGAAGCCCAUACACAGGACCCGAUGCCCUAAAGAAAGGCCCUCUGGUCAUCAAAAAGGUGGCCACCAACCAGGCUCCCAAAGCCCCACCCCAAGGAAUUGACCCUCUGGAUUUACCAUGUCCUCCAGACUCUGCUUCUGCCACCAAGGGAACCUCUACAAACACUGACAUCACCACCAGUACUGCCACUGCUGCCACCCAGCCUGAGCCCCAAGAGACAUGCCCAGAGCCUAAAGGCAAGGACAGUGCCAAAGGGCUCUGUGAGCCCAUGGGGAAGAAGAGCUCAACCAUCACCUUCCUGACUGUCCCAGGCCCCCACUCUCCGGGGCCCAUCAAGUCACCCCGACCCAUGAAAUGCCCUGCCUCCCCGUUCGUAUGGCCGCCCACGAGGCUGGCUCCCAGCAUGUCCUCGCUCAACUCCCUGGCCUCCUCCUGCUUUGACCUGGCAGACACCAGCCACAACACUGAAGGUGGGGAGUGGCGGCGGCUGGGCGAGAUUCAGCUCACGGUGCGCUAUGUGUGUCUGCGGCGCUGUCUCAGGGUGCUAAUCAACGGCUGCAGAAACCUGACACCUUGUACCAGCAGUGGAGCUGAUCCCUACGUCCGCAUCUACUUGUUGCCAGAAAGGAGGUGGGCAAGUCGAAGAAAGACCUCAGUGAGGCGGAAGACCCUGGAACCUCGGUUUGAUGAGACGUUUGAGUAUUUUGUUCCCAUGGAAGAAGCACAGAAGAGGACCCUGGAUGUUGCCGUAAAAAACAGCAGGCCGCUUGGCUCCCACAGAAGAAAGGAAUUAGGAAAAGUGCUGAUUGAUUUAUCCAAAGAAGACCUGAUUAAGGGGUUUUCACAGUGGUAUGAGCUGACUCUGGAUGGACAGCCCAGAAGCUGAUGACAAGCUAUCACCACAGGACUUGCCUGAAUCAUGCAGCAGAGUGUAUCCUGGGCCUGACAUGGGGUCAAGAAGGUCUCUUCUGGAAGCACCUACCAGCAACCUCGGAAGCUACUGACCAAGAGAGGACACUUCUUUUGUGAAAAUAAAAAGUGACCCAACCCAAAACUGCUAAGGCCCUUCUGGCUGCCACCUGUGGUCCUUGUAUGCCCAGAGAUAUGUUCCUGGUUCUGAUUCAAGCUACAGUGUUCCUAAUGGCAACAAAUAGGAAUGAUCAAGUUAAGUACUCUGGUAUAGAAGGGACUGGCACAUGGCAUUAUUCCCAUGGGAAACCCAAGCCCAGGCCAAACCCUGAACUCACACAGCGAGCAGAGCACUGGCUGUGGAAAAGCCACUACCUCGUAGGCAAGGGGACUUUCUCCGCCUGCACGCACAAACUAGGAAUUUACCCCAUGUUUCUGAAAGAUGGAUGGCCCACCCAGAUACCAUGUUAACAGCUAAAGAUGUAAGUUAU
Molecule: messenger RNA, 3245 nt
Organism: Jaculus jaculus (lesser Egyptian jerboa)
Lineage: Eukaryota; Metazoa; Chordata; Mammalia; Rodentia; Dipodidae
Gene: Esyt3
Product: extended synaptotagmin 3
Exons: 24
Coding region: 68-2731 (887 amino acids)
Biological process (GO): lipid transport
Molecular function (GO): lipid binding
Source: RefSeq, a predicted model, not a curated record